Sparassis crispa is the source of this 975-nucleotide messenger RNA. RefSeq lists its product as hypothetical. The transcript has 2 exons. Bases 1 to 975 code for a protein of 324 amino acids. The record is from RefSeq and is a predicted model, not a curated record. NCBI's taxonomy places the organism in Eukaryota, Fungi, Basidiomycota, Agaricomycetes, Polyporales, Sparassidaceae.
AUGCAGCCAUCUGACCCAACCCAGACUUUGGAUCAGGAGUCGGAAACUGCAGACUCCCUCUGUAUAGGUCGCGGUAGCUUUGCCGCCAUAUAUGUGAUACCCAUCCUCGGUUCUCCAGUCGCAUACAAGCAGAUCCAUCAUGGCGACGUCGACUCUGAUGCCCUUAUGCGUGAAUAUAGCGCCCUCGAGAAAAUAUACCUUACUUGCGACACAGAUUCACUCUUUGCGAUUCCCCGUGCACUCGCCUUCUUCAAUCCCAACACGGCACAAUUAUUGUCUCCGUCGCCUUCCCCGCCUUCCCUGUGGCGUCGCCACGAACGUCCUUUGGUCACGCCGGCUGCAUUCCGACCGUUCACGCGCACAACCUAUGCUAUGGAUAGAGUCUUUGCUGUACCCUUGGACGCCGCUCAGGUCAUCAGAGAACAUUUCUACCCUCCUGCCGCCGCCUCUAUUCAUACUGGGCCAACCUUGUGCAGACUGUAUUUUGGCAAGAACUUUGCCAACGCUCCCCCAUCUCGAUUCGUUAACACCGCCAACUUUCCUCUUGACGUAGUGAGGUAUCGCCUUAUGACGGAACAGCUGCCGGGUCUGCAGACAGUGGAAGAAGUUGCCUUUGGCAUGGGGGAAAUGUUAGGCCGUCUACACUGGCGUGGUGGCUAUGAUGCUCGAGAUGUGGAGUUUGUGCUUGGGGGCGAUGGAAUCAGUGGCUUCCGUUAUUUCGUCAUUGAUUUCAACCAGCUACGUACCUGGCAAAAAACUACUGAAGAGGUCGGAGCCCUAGUCUCGUCAUUCUUCAGCAACGAUCCGUAUUACCCUCGUCCCAGACCCUCAGACCCCCUCUACGUUGCGUUCAAGAACGGUUACUUAUCCGCGUACCCUACCCAGCCUGACUGCCACCGUGUUGCCACCACAUUCCUUCAUGAUAUUGAAGUUGAGCAAGCUCAGCGCGACGCGGCUGCAUCUGACACCGCGUAG